GAGCAAAGAAAUCUAAUUGCUUCAGAUAGGAGAUAACUACGUUUGCGUUUAUUAUCAAAGAAUUUUGUGAUGUUUGCAGGCUAUUUAUGACUUAUACCAUUCAUGUACAUUUGGAUAAAGUUUACGGCGAGGUUUGUCAUAGUAGAAUUGAUUGCUGAUACCAGAUGUCUUUAAUUCUUGUCAAAAGGUGAAAAUAUUAAGUAGUCCCUAAGCAGGUAUUUAACAAGAAUAAAACAUGACAGUGUCUGUAAGAGGUGGUGUACCCCUUGAUCAAACUGUUCCAGUCGAGGGCACAAGUCAAGAUGAUGAACAGCUUGAAGGGAAAGGAGAAAGCUCGGAAACAACACCUGCUGUCAAUGAUGAAGAAAAUGAAGAUAAUGAAGUUAUUCUGGAUGAAAAUGGUUGUCCUGUAUUUCCCAUUGAAGAACUUUCACGACUUGAUGAAAUGAUAGGCCGCCAGAAGUGGGUUGUUCCUGUUUUACCCAAAUGUGAACUUGAGAUCUUGCUAAGAACAUCCAUUAAAUUGUGUCGAGCAGGUCUUGACACAAAGAGUGAACAAUGUCAACGAUUUUUUCGUGAGGGUCUAACAGUUUCAUUUCAAAAAAUUUUAAAUGAUGAUGCCGUUCAUAGCUGGAAAUAUGAAAUUCAGAAAUGCAUCUACAACUCAACAAAACUUUUGAUAGAGCUUUGUGUUCUUAAACUAUCACAAGAUUGGUUUGUCUUAUUGGAUAUGUUAGCACUAGCUUUCAAUCCUCAUUGCCGGUUUCAUAUUUUCAAUGCAGGAAGGGCUGCAAUGAAUUGUGGUCAAGUUGCCCAGGAUGGGGAAAUGGAAAUAUUUGCCACUCCGCGGUCAUCGAAGGGCUGGCUAAUCGAUUUCGUUAAUCACUUUGGAAUGUUGGGAGGCUUCAAGCUUCUACAGGAACGUAUAUGCAACGGGGGAUCGUUAUCAGUGUCACUGUUGGCUGCGUUAAUAAGACCUUUUGGUCCUUGUGCGCAGGUACUUUGCUCAGGGACGGUGAAGAAAUAUUUUGCUCCUGUUAUCGAAUGUGUUCAAAAAUUCCUGGACAACCUGACAAAUGAAGAAUUGAAAAAGGAGACGAAAAAUGAGUCGAAAACAGACUCACUUUCAUCAAUUAUAAAGGCAUUAAAGUCCCUGGCAGCAAAACUUCCAAAAGGUGAAGAAGUCGGCAAAGAUUUAGAAACGUUUCGAUUAAAGAUGAUAUUUAGGUUGCUGCAAGUAUCUUCUUUUAAUGGAAAAAUGAAUGCUUUAAACGAGAUCAACAAAGUUAUUUCCAGUGUUUCCUAUUACUCUCAGCGUCAUUUGGACGACGAAGAAUGGUUAACAGCUGAUAAAAUGGCUGAAUGGAUCCACGAAAACGAUGUUUUGUCUAUAGUUUUGAAAGAUAAUCUUCAUCAACCACAGUAUGUAGAAAAAUUGGAAAAAAUCAUCCGAUUUGUAAUAAAGGAAAAGGCUCUGACUUUGGUAGAUCUUGACCAUAUCUGGAGUGCGCAGGCUGGAAAGCAUGAUGUCAUUGUGAAAAACAUUCAUGACCUACUGGCUAAACUGGCCUGGGAUUUUUCUGCUGAGCAACUUGAUCAUUUAUUUGAAUGCUUUCAGGAAAGCUGGACGAACGCCAGUAAAAAACAGCGCGAAAAACUUCUAGAGCUAAUUCGAAGGUUGGCUGAGGAUGAUAAAGAAGGUGUAAUGGCGCACAAGGUACUUGGCUUGCUCUGGAACUUGGCUCAUAAGGAUGAUGUGCCUACCGAUAUAAUGGACCAAGCAUUAAGUGCUCAUAUAAAGAUACUUGAUUAUAGCUGUUCACAGGAUCGUGAUUCUCAGAAAACUCAAUGGAUAAACAGAUGUGUUGAAGAGCUUCGUAACGACACAUGGGUACUUCCUGCCAUCAAACAAAUACGUGAAAUAUGUUGCUUGUUUUAUGAGGCUCCUACAAACUAUUCGCAUACGCAAAAGAAUCCACACGUAUUUUACCGUCAUGAUGUUAUCAAUGAUUUACAAACUCGUCAUCAGUUGAUCUCUCUCAUGGCAUCCAAUCUAAAGAAUUAUAUGUCUAGUGUCAGAGAUAUGGAAUUCGAUAAGUCGUCCGAUCCUGAUGAUUUGUUACCCGAUGGAAGAUAUUGUCAUGUUCAACAAGUACAAAAACGAUUGAGUUUUCUCAGAUUUAUUUUACGAGAUGGACAACUGUGGUUGUGUGCUCCCGAAGCAAAGAUUAUAUGGGAAGCUUUAGGUGAAAACUCUGUUUUUGAAAGCGACAGGGAAGCUUGUUUUAAAUGGUUUUCAAAGUUAAUGGGUGAUGAACAAGAUUUGAAUCCAGAAAUUAGUGGUGUAUUUUUUGAGAGCAAAGUUCUAAAAAUUGAUCAAAGUUGUCUCACCGAGAAUGGAAUGGAAUGCUUCGAAAGAUUCUUUCAGAAAGUAAAUAUUAAAGAAGGAAAGUUUGUGAGCAAACGUCGCAUGUUGGUGAUGGAUGAUCUUGAUCUAAUCGGAAUCGAUUACUUAUGGGAAAUUGCCUUGAGGGGAUCAGAAAGGAUUGUGGGUAGAGCUGUUAAUCUUUUGAAACAAAGUUAUACUAAUCUUGGACCAAGAUUACGUGCAAAUCAGGUCGACAUUCACGAAAAAAUAAUACAAAAGUGCAUGCACAAUGUGAAACCGUCCUAUGAAGUUUUACAAAAGGAAUCUGUGAACAGAAAAAACUGUAAAAAUAAGAGCAACGACUCAAAGAUACGCGAGGCAGCAUUACGUAUUGUAAGAUGUUUGACAGUCCUACGUGAAUAUAUCGCUGAAUGUGAUGACGAUUACAGCGAGGAGAGAAUAAUAUUACCGCACGGUCGAUCGUAUUGCGGCAAGCAUAUUACAUUAGUUAUAAGAACGGCUACCCAAGGUCGGCCUAGUGAUGACUUCGAACUAUGGUCUCAUCUUAACGAAACUAUUGCCAGCGUGCGGCGACAUAUUUUACAAAGGAUGCGUAACCAUUAUCCCCAAAUUACGAGAAUUGAUUUAUAUAUUGGCGGCGAGCUGCUCUCUCCUGUUGACGAUAAAAGAUUGAUUGGAAAAUGUAACUUGCCCGAGCGUGUGAUAAUUACUGUAAGAAUUGGGAAUGCAAAUUCUUCGAUGCCUUCCUCACCGGAUUCAUCGGAUGACUCAUCCGGUUCUCCUCCUGCCACGUUAGAUGGUCCUAACAUUGAAGCUGAACGCUGUUUACCUGGAGUGAUUAUAGCAACGAAGACUCAAUAUGUGGAAUCAUUUCUCCGUUUGGCGGAAUACUCCAUACAAUUUGACAUUCCUGAACUACGAGAGGAGGUCUGGUUUUUAUUGGGUAUAAUCCCUACAGAUCGUUCAAUGGUGGAGAAUAUGAGAAAAGCAUGUUCUUAUAAAGCAGAAAAAGAAGACGGUUCAGAUUCUCGUUCGUUUGAAGCAUGCUUCAAUUCUUCAUUGUCUUCUCAAACAGUUUAUAAUCUCGAGACGUUAUAUGCUCUUUUGAUGCCAGCUGGACAGUUACAUCGUGAAAAGGCUGUGGAUUUUCAGAUGGCUUUCUUUAAGAGUGGUGGAGUAAAAUGCAUCCUUGAUCUUGUCACAAAACCUAAUUUUUUGGAAUUUUCUGAUACGUGGACAAGAAGCUUAUCUAACACUGAUGAAGAUCACAAAGUUUGCAUUAACUCGGUUGCAUAUGCUAAAGUUUACAUAGUUGCCGAGGCGUUUCGAGCCGACACUCGCUCAGAUAUAUCUGAUGAAACAAAAGAUGCUGCUGUUGUACUACAGCAAGCUUUACAAUGUAUACCAAAUCUUAUCUUGGAAUGCGUUCUCAGAACGUACGCCUUGUCGCUUGGACAGCGCAAUUCUGAAGAAAUUUCACUACAUACUCCUGAUUUCCGUGUUGUAAAAGCAAUCCAAAAGAUUUCUUGGACAGCGGCAGGUGGUAUGAUGGACAUACUUCGUGCUUCACCGGAUGAAAUACAUAAAUCUUUUGAAAAGAUGGACCUAACUUCUCACUUCUUGGAUAUUAAUGAUAUUAAUACGUGUAAGGAAUCUACAGAGGUUUUAACUCUGUGUCUCGCAAUCCAACCGAACCACCUGGAAACGUUGAGUAAAGAUCGAUCGUGGCAAAGUUUUAUUACAGAUUUAGUACUACGCUGUAAUAACAGCUCUUUAAGGUGGUACGUUGUCGAACAAUUUUUUGUCAUGGCAACACGAUGUUCGGAUGGUCACAGACCUUUAAUAUUUUUCAUUACUUUGCUGUUUUCCGUCUUAACGACAAUUGUUGAGAACAACCCUGAAACAAGUGGAGAGUAUUUUACAUUGCUCUCAAAGUUGUUGCAUUUCGCACAUUCCGUACACGCGCCCUAUUCUACUGCUGAAAAGUUAUUGACAAACGAAAUACAUUGGCUUAAAAGGGCGAAGGACUUGGUAAAAUCGACAGGAAAUUGUGAAUCCGUUCAGGGUUGUUUGCUUGAAGGACAUAUACUUAUUGCAAGAGAACUGCUGUUGUUUCUUAGUCCAGUGAAAAAACAUUAUAUCGGAUGUGCUCCCGAUGGACCCUGUCUUGUCAAGGAACUGUUGGACGAGUUCAUUUUCCCAGCAUCCAAGAUGGUCAUAGAAUCGAGGAAGUGUGGUGAUGUAUGGAAUAAACCAGUUAUCGCUGUUUGCAAUACGUCACCAACACUUGUCGCUGCUUUUGAGUUGCUCGUAUCGCUAUGUACUGGUUGUAUUGAGAAUCUACAGUAUGUAGCGAAUGCACUCACAGAACUAUACUAUUCAGGAAAUGAGAUGCCUCUCCUGGAAUGGGAAUACACGCCUCCCAUUGGUCCACGUCCAAUGAGAGGAUUUGUUGGUUUGAAGAAUGCCGGAGCUACAUGUUACAUGAAUUCUGUUAUCCAACAGUUGUUCAUGAUUUGUAAAGUUCGUGACGGUAUUCUUGUUGCUGAUGAGACGUUAUCAUUGCCUGAUGAAGAAUCUGUAAACAAUGACGAGAAAACUGAGAGCGAGGGUACAAGUGAUACUGGAUACUAUUCAGAAGACACGAAAGAUUAUAAUAACGAAAAAGACUGUAAUGACAGAGAAAAGGAAGCGAAACUAAACUUGAGAUAUCAAAAGUCGAUACUCAGACAGAUGCAAUUCAUAUUUGGUCAUCUUAAAGAAAGUCAGUUGCAAUAUUACGUUCCUCAAGGAUUGUGGAAGACAUUCAAAUACCAGGGGGAACGAGUGAAUCUUCGUGAGCAACACGAUGCGCUGGAGUUCUUUAACAGUUUGAUUGAUAUUCUGGAUGAAGGGCUAAAGGCUGUUGGCCACGAACCGGUUCUUAUACGUGUUCUUGGUGGCAUUUUUGCUGAUCAAAAAAUUUGUAAAGGUUGUCCACACAGAUACUCCAAAGAUGAUCCAUUUAUUGCCCUAACCAUUGAUAUUCGUAAUCACCAAAAUCUCAUUGAAUCUCUUGACCAGUUCGUGAAAGGCGACUUGCUCGAGGGUGCAAAUGCUUAUCAUUGUGACAAGUGUAACAAAAAAAUUGACACAGUUAAAAGAAUGUGUUUUAAAAAACUACCGAAAGUUCUGGCUAUCCAACUGAAGCGCUUUGAUUAUGAUUGGGAGAGGGAUGUUGCAGUGAAGUUCAAUGAUUAUUUUGAAUUUCCAAGAGAGUUUGAUAUGGAGCCAUAUACUGUACAAGGUCUUGCUAGAAUUGAAAACGACCCUGGCGAGUUCGACGAAAGCACAACUACGAUAUAUGAAGAAGAUGAAAAGAGAGAGUUAUUGAGUACUAAAUAUCGUCUAGUUGGUGUCGUUGUUCAUAGUGGGCAGGCAUCUGGCGGUCAUUACUACUCGUACAUAAGAACGACAACUCAUGGAUGCACAAGUUGGUUCAAAUUUGACGACGGUGAUGUAAGCGAUUGUAAAAUGGAUGACGACGAGGAAUUGAAAACGCAAUGUUUUGGUGGUGAAUAUAUGGGAGAAGUAUUUGAUCACAUGAUGAAGAGAAUGUCGUAUCGUCGUCAAAAAAGAUGGUGGAAUGCUUAUAUCUUGUUUUACGAGAGGAUAGAAGAGGAAGACAAUGGUUUUGUCCUGGUCAAAAAUGAUGUAAAAAUCCCUUGUGCGAUUGAACAAGAGGUUAGAAAACAAAACAUGGAAUUUCUUCAUAACAGAAUACAGUUCUCAAACGAAUACUUUGAUUUCAUUCGAAAACUGGUGACUGUGAAUAUUAAUUUGGAUUCGGAAGAUGUUGAAGAUCUAGCCAUGAUCAGCAUGCAAUUAUUAUCAAAAUUUUUGUUUUCUUGUGGACUACGGACUAAAAAGACUAUAAGAGGUCCAGCUGGAGAUUGGUACGAGGCUAUCACCGGUCUCUUACGUCAGAGCAAAAUAGUUCGUUUGUGGUUUGCUCAAAAUGUCUUAUUCACUCACUCAGAAAGAAUCUCCGAGUACUUACUAGAGUCACCAUCACCUGAGGUCCGCACUAUGUUUGCAAGGAUGUUAGUAUUUUUGUGCCGUGCAUCAAGAUCUGAUGGUGAAUGUGAUCCACCUUACGUUAUGGAGGAAAAACAGUUGGAGAAUAAUGAAGGCACUAAGAAAACAGUUUUAAGUGAAUAUAUUCUUCGUGCCGUAUUGAAAUUACUCGAUAAGGAAGUUCCUGAAAAUGGACGAAAUUUGCAUCAAUAUUUCUCAUUCUUUUGUUUGUAUAUGAAUCUUGGAACUUACGAGAAAAAACAACUAUUGGAUCUUAAUGUACCUGCAGCGUUUAUACAAUUGGCUCUAGAUGAAGGCCCCGGUUUAUCCAUACGAUAUCAGUAUCCUGAACUUGGAAAACUUCAUGCUGUUAUUUCCUGUUUAAUACGGUCAUGUGACGUGUCACAUAGAUGGCAGUCUUCUAUGGAUAAUGGACAACCAAUUCGAAUGAGAGAUAUGGAAACGAUUAUGAAGUUACAAAGCAAUGUUGAUGAACAGAUUUUCGUACGGUUCAAUUACAUAAAAAAAAUGAUAGAAUGUUAUACUGACGCGGAGGAAACAGUGCUGCUUUUAAAGUAUUGUUGCUGGGAAAAUCCUCAAUUCUCGUCGUCAAUUCUAAAGGAGCUUUUAUUCCAGAUUGCUUGUUUGUACACGUAUGAAUUGAGGCCUUACAUGGAUUUGUUACUGGAAAUGACUUUUCUUAAAGACUCUUGGCAAAGACAUCGGAUUGCCAACAUUUUGAAAGGAAGUGAUGGAAAGGAUGGCAUCUUUGAUACUAUACAACGAUCCAGAAAUCACUAUCAUAAACGUGUUUACCAGUGUAUAAAAUUUCUCGUCGCAUUGUUUAGCAAUAGCCAAAUGGCUUAUCAAGUUGUCUUGGAUUCUCAUGAUCUCAAAUCGAAGUGGACUGCUGCUGUUGACUGGUUGAAUGACGAGCUGGAUAGAAGACCAUUUGGCUCAUCAAAUGCUUAUCCCUACAAUAAUUGGUCGCCACCUGCACAAUCCAAUGAAACAUCUAAUGGCGUUUUCCUUGAACGUUCCCAAAGUGCAAGAUUAACAUUACAAAAAGCAUUUGAAUUUGUUCCGGAAGAGGAGCAAGAGGAAACGGCAGUGGAAGAUGUGACAGAGUGCGAAAUCACUGAAGACGAAAACUCUUCUGAACGAGAAUCUAAUGCUGCAGCAAACCAAUCAACAUCCAGUAUUUCUGGACAAUCUGAUUCUACCAUCCCUCAAAGUGCCGAUCAAUCAUUGGACGAAGUGGACUCGAGUUUAAAUGACUCUGAAAAACAGGAGGACGAUACAAGCACGGGAAAAUCAAAUGAAGCAUUAUAAUAACAACCUCUUAUUGCGCAUGACGUAUUCACGCAUUCAGAAAAUAUUUAGUGCUGGCCUGUAUUUUCACGAUCAAAACUGGUGUUGGCAAUUACUAAAUAUUGAUUUUGUAAAUCCUUAAAAGAAGCGAAAGUAACGUUUUCAAGUCAUGUUUCCUUGUGUUGCUAAAACAUUCAUUAAGAAAGAUGUUUCAUUAUUAAAUUAAAAAAGGAACGUUUUAAAGACAUAUUCGCUUGUGUUGCUGAGGCAUUCCUUUAUAAAAAUAUUUCAAUAGGAAAUUUAAAAAGUAGCAUUUUAAAGCCUUAUUCCUGUUUACUAACACAUUUCUAAAUAGCGGAUUGCAUCAUAAAGAAAUUAUCAAUCAAAGUAAAUCGAAGAAUUUUUUGUUUUAA
This is a messenger RNA of Xenia sp. Carnegie-2017, 8169 nucleotides long. RefSeq names its product probable ubiquitin carboxyl-terminal hydrolase FAF-X. The transcript is spliced from 66 exons. Gene Ontology annotation, biological process: protein deubiquitination; cell migration. Lineage: Eukaryota; Metazoa; Cnidaria; Anthozoa; Malacalcyonacea; Xeniidae. Gene Ontology annotation, molecular function: cysteine-type deubiquitinase activity; cysteine-type endopeptidase activity. The coding region runs from base 236 to 7777 and encodes 2513 amino acids. Gene Ontology annotation, cellular component: cytosol; nucleus. The record is from RefSeq and is a predicted model, not a curated record.